Messenger RNA from Knipowitschia caucasica, 453 nucleotides. NCBI's taxonomy places the organism in Eukaryota, Metazoa, Chordata, Actinopteri, Gobiiformes, Gobiidae. The record is from the annotation of a GenBank genome assembly.
AUGUGUCAUGUUUUCCUCAUUGUGUAUGUUUGUGUACUGCCCCUAAAGGGCGGGUCCUCUGCUCUUCCUUAUUUGGAGAAGUGUGGGGAGGGGAGAGGGGGGAGGUCACAUGGGCACACAGCCGUCUCCAAAGCGACAAAGAGUGCGAGGAGCAUAAGCAGACAGAGCAGAGGAUUUAAGAGCGGUCUGCCGGCACAUGGUGGAAACAUGCCCACCAACUUCACUGUGGUCCGAGUGAAGGACGCCAGAGGAGCCCAGCGCAGCCCCUCGGAGGACAAUGUGCUGAGGGAGGAGGAUGAAGAGGCUACAGUUCAGCAUCUCAAGUCCUGUAAAUUUGGAAUCAAAAGUCCAGUUGUAAAAUCACGGACGCAGACAUUGUUUGGGGGUGAAGUCAAAGUCCAGAGAAGAGCGUGCGAGCCGGUGCUGCUCGUGAUUGUGUUUGGAGAGCGCUGA